Messenger RNA from Caretta caretta (loggerhead turtle), 5663 nucleotides. Lineage: Eukaryota; Metazoa; Chordata; Testudines; Cheloniidae. The record is from RefSeq and is a predicted model, not a curated record.
CAGGCCGCGGGUUUGGCGGAGUCCCGGGCGGCCCUGGGCCCUGGCCAGGAACGGAGCCGGCGACGGGGCCGGGAUUCCCUAGCGGUGCCGGCGGCAGCAGCAGCGGGUCCUGGGGCCUGGAGCGGAGGAGGCGGCUGUCGGGGCCCGUCCGGGAGCGGAGGAGGCGGCGGGCCCCGGCCCCGGGUCGCCGAGCAUGAACCACAAGAGCAAGAAGCGGAUCCGGGAGGCGAAGCGCAGCGCCCGGCCCGAGCUGAAGGACUCGCUGGACUGGACCCGGCACAACUACUGCGAGACCUUCCUGCUGAGCCCGGCGGCCUGCACGGAUAAUGUGGAAAGGGCAGAUGCACUCCACUUAUCGGUGGAAGAAUUUGUUGAGCGGUAUGAAAAGCCUUAUAAGCCUGUAGUCCUGUUGAAUGCUCAGAUGGGCUGGUCUGCCCAAGAGAAGUGGACUCUAGAACGCCUGAAACGCAAGUACAGGAACCAGAAGUUCAAGUGUGGUGAGGACAAUGAUGGGUACUCUGUGAAGAUGAAGAUGAAAUAUUACAUAGAGUAUAUGGAGAACACACGUGAUGACAGCCCCCUUUACAUCUUCGACAGCAGCUAUGGAGAGCACCCUAAACGUAGGAAACUUCUGGAAGACUACAAAGUGCCCACGUUCUUCACUGAUGAUCUAUUCCAAUAUGCAGGAGAGAAGCGCAGACCACCUUAUAGAUGGUUUGUAAUGGGCCCACCUCGGUCAGGAACAGGAAUUCAUAUUGACCCUCUGGGAACCAGUGCUUGGAAUGCCUUAGUCCACGGACAUAAGCGUUGGUGCCUCUUCCCUACCAGCACUCCCAGAGAGUUGAUCAAAGUGACGCGGGAAGAAGGAGGGAACCAGCAGGAUGAGGCGAUCACUUGGUUCAGUAUCAUAUACCCUAGGACGCAGCUCCCCACCUGGCCCGCUGAAUUCAAACCUCUGGAAAUUGUGCAAAAACCAGGCGAGACCGUCUUUGUGCCAGGUGGCUGGUGGCACGUAGUUCUCAAUCUCGAUACAACCAUUGCCAUCACACAGAACUUUGCCAGCUGUACCAACUUCCCUGUGGUAUGGCACAAGACAGUAAGAGGGAGGCCGAAAUUAUCAAGGAAGUGGUACAGGAUCCUAAAACAAGAGCAUCCUGAGCUGGCAGUGUUGGCUGAUUCAGUUGAUCUACAAGAAUCAACAGGUAUUGCUUCUGAUAGUUCCAGUGAUUCCUCCAGUUCCUCCAGCUCCAGCUCCUCAGACUCUGAUUCAGAGGUCCUGAGCAGUUUUCCCUGUGACUCGGAAGGGGGAGCAUCUUAUCGGCGGGUGCGAUCCUGUCUGCACCUGGUGGACCGUCAGAUUAGUGCGUCCAGGCUGGUUGGAAAACAGCUGUCGUGUGAUUCUGGCUCUGAGACCGAAGGGAUGAUGCAUCGGCGGAAAAAGAGGAGGACUUGCAGCAUGAUGGGUAAUGGUGACACUACCUCUCAAGAUGACUGUGUGAGCAAAGAGCGCAGCUCCUCCAGGAUUAGGGAAUCUUGCGGAAGCCGCACUCACCCCUGAGAGAUAACAAGAACCGUCUAGAGGCAGCUGCCACUCGAAGCUCCGUUAGCAGCCAGUUUUGUUCUACCCCUCUCAGCUCCUAUCUACUCUUAUGAUCCUUCUCAAGUCUUCGCUGCUACUUUGAUCCAAACUCCUAUCUUCCACCAUGUGCUGACUAAAGAUGACUCCUUGCUAACUAUUGGGGAGAAUUCCCAAGUCUAAAUGACUGUGCAAUGCUUAGUGCCCUUCUGUACCCCCAAAAAAGUGCACUAUAUGAUCAGAAAAUAACCCAGCUCUGGGCAAGGACAUGCCAUGUGUCUUACAGUUCGUGAAGUUGGCAAGGAAAGCAGUCUGAUACCUGUUUUUAAAGAACUGUUUUAAAACCAGCAGCUACAUCCAGAAACCUACCGUGCUUUGACGUUGUCAUACAUUUACAUGUACUGCACGUGUUGAAACUAGGAGAGGAUCUCAGCACCUUUGCUCUACACAAACAUCCAGUGUAUAUUGUACCAGAGUGCUGGAAGGGAGACUAACUCUGUUAUAUACUCUGAACACCGAGGUGACUUCAAAUGACUAGAAAUGGCUAUCUGUGAGAAGCAUCUUUUGUGGUCAUAUUAAUCUGUGUACGCUCUGACUAAAUCCAAAUAGUCUAAGAUGUGACACCUUAACCAGCAAUGAUCAUACGUACUUCUGCUUGGUACCUGCCAUAUUAAGUAUAAAAGAGAUGAACUGGCACUUGGGUGUAGUAUUGGGACUUGAGGGAACAAGAGAUGAGUGGCUUCUUGUAUAGUAGAAGCCACUGAAAGUCACCAUCUAUCAGCAGUUACCCAUGAACCUUAGGUGUAGGGGGAAAACUACAUAACUGAAUUACAGACUUCAUUCAGCCCCAGAAAGCAGCUGUCUCUUUGAGAUCAUGUGUUUAGGAGCUGAGCAGCACUUGCUCUGGAAUCUGUAAAAGAGUACAGGAGGGGUGAGUAUUUUGUCUUAAACAUUUUAAAAUAACACGUGAUGCUUGGGUUCACACAGCUGCAGUGGUAUUGUGCCAAGAUAAACUCUCAUCCCCAAGCAAUCUACUAGGAUGGUUGAUAUUAAUUUACCAGGGCCCGUGCGUUAAAGCUUUCCUAUAGCCUGCUCCCAGCCAGAGGGAGGCUGUGCUUGUGGGGGAGCGGGGAAUAACAUCUUUCGCUGAUACAAAGAACACCGCACCCAAGAGCCAGCUACUUGGGCUGUUUCUCUUUGCACCCUCAUUUCAGUUUUGCUGUUUGGGAGGGGGAACUGAAAACAGAGGGGCAGUGCACUCUCUCUCAUAUAAGCUGCAAUGCCUAGGCAUUAGUGCAGAGGUCUUCAGUAAUGGGGCACGCCCUCUGGGGGGGGUGCAGUGGGGACCCAGACCAACCCUCACAGGGGGUGUGGAGGGAGUGCUGCCCAGCUCUGCUCCUGGUCUGUGCCUGGGGAUCUCCUGGCUGCCAGCCCUGUGCCUGGGGAUACGCUCCCAGACACAGCUGCUGGCCCCACAUCCGGGGUCCUGGCUGCCCGCCCAGCCGUGGCUGAAGGGGGCAUGAGGUAAAAAGUUUGGGAAUCACUGCACUAGUGGCUGAAUUAAAAUGCAGAUUGGCAACCUUAACUGUGAAUUUUCUGUAUACAGUGUAUUAAGUAGAUCCCCUGAAUGUUGGUUUUUAACUUGUCCUUUACUAUUUGUGUUCCCUCUCUCGUCUCAGGAUAUGACUCAGUCUGUUGUAAAAGCGAGCCCUACUUAUUUUGGUUCAUCAGCAGUACAGACCUUUGUUUCCAAGUCUCCUUUGUGCCAGUCACUUUUAUGUAGCAGAGAAGUGGGAGGGAGUUUGGAGGUGUGAGGCAGGUGACUCAUCAGUGCAUCCCUAAGCAGGGAAUCCAAGGGGUGCAUUUGUGGCAAUGGAACACAAAUACGCAGACUUCUCUUCAAAACUGCUGCAGUCUUUCCUGCAGGGGGACCCUUCCUUAAGGCUGCUUAGAUCUAAAGACGGUUUUGUGUGAAAAUAUCCAGAUUCCCUGGCCAAGGAUGCCUGUAGUCUGCCUAGCUCAGGGGGUACAUUGGCAGCUUGCCCAGAGCCUGCAUGCUGCAUAUUAUCUUCAUAAAAUGGAGCAGGCUGCAGCUGCUAUCACUUAGAACAAGAUAGGGGGCUGCGGUGGCUACAGGAUUAGAGUAUCCCCCUCCUAAUGGCAAGGGUUAACCUGGAUUAUAAAGCUCUCAUGGCUGCGGUUUCGGCCAUUGCCUGGCUCUGAGGUGGCUAGCCGUUGCCUUCAUCAGCAUGGUUACAGCUGUGCCUCAUCUUAUUAUUUUACUGUAUGAAAGAAGUCUGGGCCUGAGCACUUGAAAUCUGUUGUGGGGAAACCAACCUGCCUCCCACUGCCAAGAAAGCUGCUCCUUUUCUAGCAAUAGCAGUCUGAUGCUCCAGAGGGCAGAGCACUUCUCCAUGCCUAUGAACGUAUCAGUGGUGUGACAAUAAAGCUGUCAUUUAAAAUGGACACAGUCUCCUCGUAUUGAAUGGUCUAUAAGGUAACAUUUGAAACUAGCAAUAGGAAAGGUAAUGUCAGCAACUGUAAGAUGACUUCCACAAAGCCAUCUCUUGCCUCACCUGAGAAGCAAUGGCUCUGUUCAGGCAGUCUGGUACAAGGGCUGGGAUUCUGAACUAGAGCUGCUCGAAUGUUCUUCAUCGGAACAGGUUGACUUUGCAUAGAGGUAUACUGGGUUUCAUGAAAACUUUGUUGGGAAGUUUCCUCAAGUCUAGGGUGGAAUUUUUACUCAAAACCAGAGAGACAGACCCAGAAUAGCCAAGGCACUCACCUGAGAUGCAGGAGACCCAGAUUUAAAUCCCUGCUAUGCCUGAUAAUAGGGACUUAAACCUGGGUCUGCUACAUCUCAGGUAAGUGCCCUAAUCACAUGCCUAUAGCACCAGGCACUAAUCUGCUGAAUAUUUUAUGAUUUAUACAAAGUGGAAUAGCUUCAGCAGCAGAGCGAAAGGGACUGACUAGCCUGCUGGAAUGUGAACCUCAGCAUUUUUUGUGAAACAGAAUUCUUGUUUUCCAGCCAACCUUACUCAGGACUGCUGGGUUGUGUUCUUAGGUCCACCACUUUCAUGCUGUGUGACUUUGGCCAAAUAGCUUAACCUCUCUAUGUGUUUGGUGUCCUAGCUAUAAAAUGGCAAUAAUACGUACCUUGCAGGGGUGUUGUGAGGCUACUUUGAAUUAAUGGUUGUAAAACACUUUGAUUCUUCUGCAAAAGAUGUUACAAAUGACUGACUCUGGUUAAGCCCCUAUUAAGCAGGCUAGACACUUCUUUCUAAACUGUCACUAGGUCCUCCCACUAACAAGUGCUACAGUCACAAAGGUUCAAUGCUUCUGGGCACCUGCUCAACGAUAACUUCAAAAGUACCCAAUUCAAAACCAAUUCACCCUACGUGAACUGUGCCAAAUGUAGGGGUAGGUUUCAUUGAGCUCUGAGACGAAAAUGUAUUGGUGCCUAAACUUGCUGAAUUAAGAUCCCAGGUUUGCUACUGCAUGUCAGCUUUGCUGUCCUCUCUUCUGAGAUAGGGCACUGCUUUUCUAGCCCUGUUUAGGAGCUGGUCUGAAUCAGUUGUAUCCCAAGUUCACCUCUUCCCUUGUUACAGGUUAAAGGGACUGACUGGUGAAAUCUUGUCAGAAAUAUAACUACAGUUCAUAGGAUGCAUGUUUCUUUGAAGAUACCUGCUCCAUACACAUAGGGCAGGGGGAGCCUGUGGCUUCAUAGAAGCUAGUAGUGGCUUCCCUUCCUCCUUUCUCUAACUGUGGUCAGAUUAAUGCCAACUUCUUCUCCCAGCUGCUUACUAGAGAGAUGUCCGCCUCUGGUAAGAUUAAUCUAGAGGCCCUUUUCCUUUUGGGUGGCACUGUGAAACCUCUGUGCAAGCUGGACUCCCAGAGACAGUGCUGUCUGUUCUUCUUGGGAGGGGGGCAAUGGAGCCUGCUGAUUCAUUCCACAGUUACAAGCCCUAUCGUUGCCACUAACUUCUCUUAUCCGUCCUGCCGGGCAGAGCUGCGAUGCUCUGAAUUGUUUUGUCUGGAUGAUGAUUGUGUUGCUUUUUAUUUUAAAUAAAAUGAUUAUUUUGCAUUA